AUGUCACGUACAAUAUCCCCAUAUUCCUCAUCCUCAUCUUCUUCUCAAUCAAAACCAACAAAUAAUUUAUUAAAUCAAAAUAUAAUUAUGGAAGAAGAUUUAUUGCAAGAUGAAACUUUGUAUUUUGAAAGGAAUAGAAUUAAACAAUUAAAAGAUGAAAGGAGGGAUAUACAAAAGAAGACUUUUACAAAAUGGUGUAAUACUUAUUUAAGUAGAGCUCGUAUGGAAGUCCAAGACCUUUUUGCAGAUUUGGGGGAUGGUAUAAUGUUAUUAAAAUUUCUGGAAAUUAUAAGUGGAGAAAGUCUUGGGAAGCCUAAUCGUGGAAGAAUGCGUGUACAAAAAAUUGAAAAUAUAAAUAAAAGUUUGGAAUUUCUUAAACAAAAGAAAAUACAAUUAGAAAAUAUUGGAGCAGAAGAUAUAGCAGAUGGAAAUGAACAUUUAAUUCUUGGCCUUAUUUGGACAAUAAUUUUACGUUUUACAAUAGAAAAUAUAGAAAUUGAAGCAAAAGAAUCGGGGGAGAGAAAACACGCAAAAGAAGCUUUGCUGCUUUGGUGCCAAAGAAAAACAGCUGGAUACCCAAAUGUUCGAAUCGACAAUUUUUCUUCUUCUUGGCGUUCUGGAUUGGCUUUUUGUGCUUUAAUUCAUUCACAUCAUCCUGAAUUAAUUAAUUUUGAUGGACUUAAUACACAGGAUCCUUUAUCUAAUUUAAAUAUGGCAUUUGACGUAGCAGAACGUAAACUUGAUAUUGCACGUUUACUUGAUGCUGAAGAUGUAAAUGUUUCUUGUCCAGAUGAGAAAAGCAUAAUAACUUAUGUUUCCCUUUUCUAUCAUUGUUUUGCUAAAGAAAAAAGUGAAUUAACUGGGGCUAGAAGAGUUGCUAAAGUUGUUGGAGAAUUGGUUAAAUUAGAUUGUUUACAAGAAGAUUAUGAACAAUUAGCUGCUGAUUUACUUUGUUGGAUACAUCAAAAAAUAAAUGAAUUGGCUGACAGACAUUUCCCUAAUUUAUUAAUUUCUUUACGGGAAUUACUGGCAACAUUUAGUUGUUUUAGAAAAGAAGAAAAACCUCCAAAAUAUAAAGAGAAAGGAGAAUUGGAAGCUCUUUUCUUUGCCAUUCAAACAAAAAGGAAUGCCGGUCGUCGAAAGUCAUAUAUUCCACCAGAAGGACUUGGAUUACAUGAUUUAGAAAGUGCUUGGACAGAAUUGGAAAAAGCUGAACAUGCACGUCAAGGUGCUUUAAUAAGUGAAUUACAACGACAGGAAAGGCUAGAACUUCGUGCCCAAUUAUUUCAUAAAAAGGCGGAUGUGAGGGAUGCUUGGCUACGAGAAAUGCAAUCAGUACUUAACCAAUUCGAAUGUCAACAAAAUUCACAAACCGUAGAGGCUGGACUUCGCCUUUUAAGAAAUAUUUCAGCAGAAUAUUUACCAAAAACUUCUCGUUUUGCUUUACUUUCAGAAUUAAGUAUUGAAUUACAAAGAGAAAAUUUCCAUGAUUUUGAAAAUAUUCGUUCAAGAGAGAGAGAUAUACUUUCACGUUGGAAUAAAUUUUUGGCAAUAUUGGAACAGAAAGAACAAGAAUUGGGACGUUUAGGGGAAUUGAGUAAUUUAUUGGGUGAAUUGGAGGAAUUGAAGGAAGAAUUGACACAAAUGGGGAAAGAAUUGGGUAGACAACGGACACAGGAAAAUUGUAAACAUUUGGCAGCAGUAGAUGAAUUAUUGAGAAGAUUAGAAUUAACAGAAAAUAAUAUUCGAGCUAAAAAGGAAUGGUUAAUACAAUUAAAUAAAAAAGCUAAACAAUAUGUUAAAACUGUUUCUUCAAAUAUUGGAGGAAAUGAACAACUUUCUGAAUGUUUAAAUGAAAGAGAACAACAAUUAAAUUAUUUACAAUCAGAAUUAAAACAACACAGAGCAGCAUUGCAAAGAGCUAAAGAAUUCUUUCAAUUUAUUGCCCAUUGGGAAGAACAAAUAAGUUGGUUAACUGACCGUUUAUCUCUCUGUCAAUCACUGUCAACUACUCGAGACCUUUCGAAUAUUAGCCAAUCUCAGAGAGCACAUAAAAGUUUGGAAGCUGAAAUGGCUGGGCAAUGGGAACGGACAAAACUUUUAAUUGGGGAUGGAGAACGUUUAAAUCAACCAGAAGAGGUACAUGGACGGUUGGAAAUACUUCAAAAACAAUGGGAGGAAUUGCGAAUCGCAAACAUUGCUUUACUUUCAUGGAUUAGAGAGGCAGAUAGAUUACAACAAUAUUUUCAAGAUGCUAAUGAAACAGAAAGUUGGAUAAGGGAAAGAAUGCCCUUAGCUCAAUCAGAAGAUUUUGGGCGUGAUAUUAGUACAGCAGAAUGUCUUUGGAGAAGGCAUCGUCAAUUGGAAAAAGAAAUAUUUAGUUAUGAAACAGAAAUUAAAAGAUUGGAUAUAUUAAGUAAUGAAUUGGCACAAACAAAAUUUAUUUUGGAUGAAAAUAUUGUUGAGGGGGAGGAAUUGGAGGAUGAUAAUGAGGAAGGGGAAAAUAAUGAGGAGGUGGAGGAGGAAAUUGUUGUCCCUAAAAUUGUGGCUUUAUAUGCUUAUAAUGGAAAUAAUAAAAAUAAAAAUGGGGGAAAUAUUUUUGUUAGCCGAGGAGAGGAAUUAGCAUUAUUAGAUAAUUCUAAUAAAGAUUGGUGGAGAGUAUUGACACAAACAGGGAUGGAAGGAUAUUUGCCGUCAAAUUAUUGUGAAUUAAUAAAUGAUGAAAAUGUAACAAUAAUGCAACCAAAAAUAAAUAAAAAAAGAAAAGAAAAAAUAAUUUCAUUGGAUGGCCCUUCAGCAAUAGAAAAAAGACAAAAUAAAUUAAAUUCUGAUUAUCAAAAUAUUAUUUGUUUAUCUAAAAAAAGGGGAAAAGCUUUGGGAGAAGCAACUAAUUUAUUUAAAUUUUUUGCUGAAUGUACUGAUUUUGAACAAUGGACAAAAAUUACAGGGCAGAAUUUACAAGAACCUUUAAAUCAAGAACAUUUACCUGCUCUUCAGAAAAAGUUUCAGAAAAUUCGAGAUGAAAUUACCAAUCAAGGUCAAACCCAAUUUAAUCAACUUACCGAAAUGUCCGAAAAAUUAAUUACUCAAUGCACUAAUAUUAAUUCUUAUUCACAUUCUCGUGUUGGAGAAGUUUUAAAAAGAAAAGAAAGAAUAAUUAAUCUUUGGUCACAACUUCAAUCCCUUUUAAACAAAAAAAUAAAAAAACUAGAAUUUGCCCAAAAUCUGUGGAAUUUUAAUGAAAAAUGUGCAGAUACAAAGGAAUGGUUACAAGAGAAAGGAGAACAAAUGCCAGCACAACCGUCUUCUUCAAAGACACCAACUUCUGAUUUAAAAGCUUUACAAGCUGUUCAAAGGAAGUUACAAAAUAUUGAAAGAGAUCUUCGUCCUCUCGCAGAUAGAAUGAAUACUUUAUGGACACAAGCAAACCAAAUUUCUGAGGAACAACCAGAACGAGCUGAAGAAGUUCAAGCAAAAGUACAGUCACUCGAGGCAAUGCAUGCUGAAUUAUUGGCACAGGCACGUGCCUGGAUUGAACAGGCAGAGCGUUCUCAAGGGCAACAAAUGUUUGAGCAGGCAGCUAGUGAACUUCUCGACUGGACACAGAAAUGUUCGGAGCAAAUAAAUUUAUCCUGUGAUCUCUUUCCUUCCUCAUCUUCCUCUUUGCCUUCAGCAUCAGAAGAAGCAUCCGAAGAAGCAUUAAGAAGGAAUUCAGAAUUGCGUGAACAGAUAGAUGGAAAACAAUUUGAAUUUGGUUAUGUUGAAGAAUUAGGACAACGUUUAAUUGAAAAAGGAUAUCCAAAAGAACAAGUAAAACAAAAAUUGGAAGAAUUGGAGUAUGCAAGGAAUGAAUUGGAAUUUCAAUGGCAAAAGAGAGAAGAUGAUUGUCGACGAUUAUUGGAAUUACAAGCAUUUACGCGGGAGGCUGACCGUAUUAAUUCUUUGAAUAGAGGACAGCUAGCUUUUCUUGAUCUUUCUUUAUCUCAAGCUGAUUCUGUAGAGAAAGUGCAAAAUUUAUUGAAAGGACAGGCUGAAUUUGAAGCUAAACUGUCAGCACAAGAAGAGAGAGUUCUACUUUUCGUUGCUUCUGCUGACCGUUUGAUACGCACCGGACACUCACAAUCCACACAAAUUGAAAAUCAAAAACGAGAAGUAAUUUAUGGACACCAAGGAGUUAUUGAAAGAACCCAAAUGAGAAGAGCACAGUUAGAGAGAGGAUUAGCACUUGAAGGAUUGCGAAGAGAUGCUAGUGAAUUGGGUCUUUGGAUUAAUGAGAAAAGGCAUCAAAUGGAACAACAAAAUGAAGUUGGAGGGGUUGGAGGCCUUAAUUGGGCACAGACAAGACAUCAAGCCUUUAUGUUAGAAUUGCCAGCUAAUCGAGCUGAACUUAGUAGACUUGCAAAAUCAGGCGCAGCACUAAUCCGCGAUGGUGUUGCUGAAAGAGAAGCAGUCGCUAAUGUCUUAGAGCCUUUAGAAGUUGAAUGGACUAAACUUGAAACGCUUGCACGACAGAGAGGUGAUCUACUAGGCCAAGAAGAACAAAAAGUUGCUCUUCUUGAAGAAAUAAAUGAAAUUAAUGGAAAAAUUGAAGAAAUCGAAAAUCGUUUGUCAGAUAAAACGAAAGGGAAAGAUUUGCGUGGUUUAUUAGAGGAUCGUUUAAAUGAAAUUUCUAAAAAAGUAAAUAAAAUGAAUGAAAAGAAACAUUUUGCUGUGCCUGAACUUAUUGAAAAAGUGGAGGAACUUGUUGUUCGCUUUAACUCGUUACAUGAACCAUUGGAAAGAAUGAGGGCAGAAUUAGAUGAGUCAAUGGGUUGGCAUCAAUUAGCUUUUGAUGUCGAUGUUGAAUUACAGUGGAUUGGGGAAAAAAAAUUAAUUGUGGAAUGUCCACAACUUGGCCAUUCAUUAACAGAAGUUCAACAAUUAGUAAAACGCCACGAACAAUUAACUGCUGAACUAGAUUGUCAUCAACCUCUAGUUACCGAAUUAUUAAAUAAAGGAAGAAAAUUGGCAAAUGCUGAUGGAAUAAAUAAACAUUCAUGUCAUCAGGAGAUUGAUGCAAAAUGUUUGGAAUUAUCCAAUUCUUGGAAAAAAUUAAUGGAAAUAUCAGCAAGACGCCGAAACUUGUUGAAUAGGGCCCUUUCAAGAGAACAAUUAUUAUUUGAAUUGUCUGAAGCUGAGAAUUGGCUAUCUGAGAAAAAUAAACAGCUUGAAACACGUGAAGAAGGGGCUAUCUCUGAAGGUCAUGGGGGUGCUCAAACAUUGCUUGCUUGGCUCAAGACUCUGCAAAAUGAAUUAGGGCCAUUUCAUUCAAGCCUUGCUGAAUUAAAAAAUAAAUGUAGUAAUCUAAAAGAUUUUGGAAUUUUUGAGGAAGAAAUUGCUGAGAGAGAAUCAAAAAUAGAAGAACAAGCAAAUGUUUUAGAAGAACGUGCCCGUUUAUCCGCUGAAAAUGCUAAUGCUCUUGUUAAUCUUCAUAAUUUGGAAGAAGAACAACAAGAAUUAGAACAAUGGUUAGAACAAAAAUCAAAAAUUUUAUCUCAAGAUGAUUGUGGUGCUAAUUUGGAACAGUGGGAAAAAUUAAGAACAAAAUUUAAUGAUGAACGUCAACAAAUACGGACUUUAGGUCACGAGAGAUUAGAAAAGUGGGAGAAUGAGGCAAAUAUUUUGUCAAAAAAGGUGCCGGAACAUGCGAGGUAUUUAGAAGUAUUGCAAGGACAAAAUCGUCUCCAUACACUUUGGGAACUAAUUAAUGAAUAUAUAGAACAACGAGAGGCAUCUUUAGCACAAGCAGGAUUAUUAUACCGAUUUUUGCGUGAUUCUGAAGAAUUAGAAGAAAGAGUGAGAGAAAAAGAACUGACUUUACCUAAAGAUUUAGGUCGGGAUGCAAAACAAUCUUAUGGACUUAUUUUAAAACAUGAAGUUUUUGAAAAUGAAUUGGCACAGUUAAAAGAGGAAAUUGAGGUAUUGGUUGCAUCUGGAGCACAAUUUGAACAGUUAGACGAGAAUAUUCAAUUAUGCCCUCUUAUCGAUAGUUGGACUCGACUACAAGAAGCAAGUCUACUUCGAGGAGAACAAUUGAUGGCUACAUAUGAAACACAUAAAUUUACCUCGCAAGUACGCGAUCUUCUACAAUGGACACAGUCUGCACUUGUGGAAAUGGGUGGAGAACAAACGAUCAGAGACUUGCAAACAGCUGAAUGGCUAGCAGAAGAACAUCGACGCUUGCGGGCAGAAUUGGAAGGUCGAGAGCAAGAACGUUCUUUGCUUGUUAAUAUUGGACGUGAUCUAGAACGUGCUGGUCAUUGUCCUUCUGAACUUGUACAUCAACGUUUAUCUGGUUUGGAUCAAGCAUUUGCUGCUGCUGUUCAAUGGCAUGCCUUUCAACGUGAAGCCCUUCAAAUCCUUGCACAAAUCCAAGCGCGUGAUAGGUCCUUAGAUGCGCUUGAACAACAAAGAGAAUUCGAUAAUAAACAUUUAAAAGAAUAUAAACAAGAAAAAUCACCUGCACAUCGCAAAAGAGAAUUAAAUACACUUAUUUGUGUUUUGGCUACUUUGGAGGAAAGAAUUUCUAGAUUGGGGGAAAUGGCAGAAACUUUAGAAGAACAAGGACAUGCUGAAACUGAACAAAUUCAAGCAUUGACACGACGGGUGACAAAUGCACUUAACGAGUUGGGAGAACACACUAACUAUGUUAAAAGAUCUUUGGAUGCAGCCGAAGAAUUGGCCCAAUUUGAAGCAGAAUUGGCUGAUCUUACUGACUGGCUGAUAGAAAAAGAAGAAAGUUUUAGAGCUCAACAAGUUGCUUCAUUUAAUUCUUCUAAUGAUAGCGGCCAAUUAACAAACAAAUUGGAACGUUUAAAAAGGCAACAAGCUCUUCAAAGUGAAUUGACCGCAAAUACGCCUCGGCUAGAAAGAUUACUUGCACACAAAGAGAAGAUAUAUGUUCGGCAACGAGGUGCUGAUGUGAAACAAGCUAUAACUCGCUGUGAAGAGUUUUUCCAACGUUGGAAUCAGCUUUUGGCCCAGUCUAAAGCAUUGGACGCGGCAUUAGAAGAAGCACGUGAUUUACUCGAAUUGGAGCAAUUAGCUGACCGUUUUGGGGCAUAUCUCCGAGACAAAGAAGCUUUAGUGCAAGCAGAGGAAUUGGGAGGUGAUCUUGAACAUUGUCAAACUUUAAUAAAUAGAUUAAAAGAAGCUCAUAAAGGAGUAGACGAGAAAACAUUAAUUGAUGCAAAUACACUUGCAAAAAAUAGAUUAAUUAAUUCAAAAGGAGGAAAUACAGAAGCAUCUCAUAUUAUUGACAGAUUAAACGAUAUUACUAAAGGCUGGGAGCAUCUUUCUGGACGUAUUCACAAUUAUCAGGCUUUACUUGAAGCGGCAUUAGAAGUUCAUCGUUUUAAUAGGGAUGUAGAUGAAACUAACCAACGUAUUGGAGAGAAGACUUCUCUUCUUUCUGCUGAACAACAGGCUAAAGAUUUGGCUGGAGUUGAACGUUUAUUAAGAGCACAGGAUCAGGCUGAAAGAGAUAUGUCUGCUAUUCACCGGAAAUUGAAUGAACAUGAUGAACAGGCAAAAUUACUUUUGGCACAGGAUCCACCUUUACGUGAAACGGUGUUGGACUCUCUACGAAAGUUAGAACUUAGUUGGCAACGUUUGGCAGAAUUAGCACAUGCUAGGCGUCAAGCUCUUCAACAGACUUAUUCUCUGCAUCAUUUUCUUGAUUUGGUUAGGCGUACUGAUCAAUGGGCACAAUCAAUUAGGACAAAAAUGAGUGGACAAGCACCUUCAAGAAAUGUAGCUGAGGCUGAAAGAGCACUUCAAAGACAUGCUGAAAGACUUGCAGAAAUUGGGGCUAGAGAUGAGGAAUUUCGAUCUCUUCGAGAGUUUUGUCAACGUUUGUUACAAGAACAGCCAGAACAUCGAAGUGAUCUUCAACGAGCUCAACGUCGACUUCAAACACUUGAACAUCAAACACGCCAAUACUGGGAAAGGGAACAACAAACGUUGGAACGGUCUCUUCUUUUCCAAAGAAUUCUUUCACAAAUUGGUCAAAUUGAUUGUUGGCUAGCUGGAAAACAAGCACAAUUGGAUGGUUUAACGGCUGGGGAAAGUCCAGAAUCUGCUGAGGCUGCUAUUAGAGAACUUGGUCAUUUUAUUGUUGCUUUGGAAUCUCAACUUGCCGAACGUUUUUCAUGGAUUGAUUCAACUAAUGAAACUUUGGAUUCGAUAGCGAAUGAUCACCCAGAAGGAAGUAGAGUAAAAGAACGAGUUGAGGAAAUUAAAGAAAAAUGUAAUGAACUACAGAAACAGACAGAAACAAAACAACGUAAUUUAAAUGCUAAUAAACAUUUGGCACAAUUUUUACGCGAAUGUGCUGAAUUAAUAACUUGGAUGAAUGCAAAACUACAACUUGCUAUGGAUGAUGGUUAUUUGGAUGCUACGGCCUUACGUCUUAAAUUAAAGAAACAUUUGGCAUUUGAUGCUGAAUUAAGAGCUAGUGAAGAAAGAAUUGGGCGUUUACAAAAACGUGGGCAAUGUUUGUUGAAUGAAGAAUUUGUUAAAGAUUCUAAUAUUGGGGAUAAAGAAGAGAGUGAAGAGAGAGUACGUGCUCAGCUUGAAGAAUUAAAUAAUGGAUGGACUGAACUUUUGGAAAAAUCCGCAGAGAAGACAGACCGAUUGAAAAGUGCCUAUGAGAGUUAUCAAUUAGGACGUCGCAUUUCUGAAUCAGAAUGUUGGUUGGAACGUGUUGAGGCCAUAAUAAGCUCAGAGGAUCACGGGAUAGAUUGCAGCAGUGCUGAACAAUUAUUAGAGCAAUUUGAAAAUCUUCGAACGGAAAUUAGAGCAAAAGGGUUAUUAAUAGAAGAAUUAUUCCAAGAAGCAUAUAAAUUAAUGGAAAAGGCUGGUGAAGAUUUGGGGACAAACAGACAGAUUUUAUAUGAGAGAGCGGAAGCACUUCGAGGCCGUUGGAAUGCUGUAGACGAACCAUGUCAAAUUAGAUCUCAGAAUUUGUCAGAAGCAGUAAGUUUUUAUCAUUGGGCUGAUCAAACAGAUGAACAAAUUGAGUGGCUUGAAUCUCGCGUUAGAUUAUUAGAAAGUUCUGAUUAUGGCCGUUCUCUCCAUUCGGCACAAUCCCUUCUACAAAAACAUCAGAUCCUUGAAAAAGAAUUUUCUGUUCGUCAACCAACUUUUGAUCAAUUAAUAACAACUGGUGAAAAAAUGCUUUUGGUAGAAAUGAAGAAUAAUAAUUUAAAUGAAGAAAAUAAAAAAGAGAAAAAGCAAAAAGGUCUUAAAUCUGGGGAAUUAACUGAAAGAUUAGACAAAUUACAUGAUUUGAUUACACUCUUCCGUGCUUUAGCUUCUGUGAGAGAACAACGUUUAAACGAAUCUCUUCUUUCUCAAGAAUUUUAUGCAGAGGCUGCAGAAGCUGAACAUUGGAUGAAGGAAAGAUUAAUUCCUCCAACAAAUAUUCAAUUAGCUUCUCAUCACCAAGAAUCUGGAAGACAAGCAGAGGCACAAUUACGUCGUUGUUUGGCUCUUGAAAAAGAAAUAUCAACAUUCGAAGACCAACUUAAAAAACUUGGAGAGAAAUGUGAAAGGAUGGUUUCUGCUGAUCAUUUUGAUUUAACUAGUUUACAAACAAGAUAUGGACAAUUACUAGAAUUAUUUUCUCAACUUUCGUUGCAAUGUCAACAGAGGAAAACACAAACAACGAAUGCAAUUCGUUAUUUUGGUUUUGUUCGUAGAGCUGAUGAACUUCUUCAAUGGUUACGCGAAAGAUUAUCACUUGCUGAACGUGAAGAUUAUGGGCAAGAUUUGGAAGAAUGUGAAUUACUUGCACAACAAUUUCAUGAAGUUGUGAGGGAAUUGGCUUCUGCUGGAGAGAGAGUUGCACAAGUAUUGACAUUAAAAGAAGAAUUACUUCGUGAAAAACAUCCAAAUGCUGGUUCAAUUCGCGCAAAGGGUCAAGAUGUUCAACAACUUUGGCAUGAAGUGAAUGAAGCUGCUAAUGAACGACAGCAAGCAUUAAUUGAUGGAAAAAAUAUUCAUUUAUUUGAUCAAAAAGCAGAUGAAUUAUUAGAAAGAUUAGCUGAAAAAGAGGCUUAUUUGCUUGCUCAAAGUGAAGAACAAUUUGGAGGAAUUGAUUUAGAUCAAAUGUUUGGACAAAGAGAAAGACAUAAUAAUGAAUUUAUGCAUUCCUUGGAUGUUUUGAGUCGUCAAGUUUUGGAACUCUGCGCAGAAGCUGAUCGAAUUGUAGAAGUAUUUCCCCGCACUUCUGAGCAUUUAGAAGUCCGUCGUGGAGAACUUAUUGAACAAUUGAAGGAUGUAAGAGAAGGAGCUGAUCGUCAAGCAGAAAGAUUAGCACAAUCACAAGCUAAUCAUCAAUACUUUCAGGCAAAUUAAAGUUUA
Meloidogyne enterolobii is the source of this 10404-nucleotide messenger RNA. The record is from the annotation of a GenBank genome assembly. NCBI's taxonomy places the organism in Eukaryota, Metazoa, Nematoda, Chromadorea, Rhabditida, Meloidogynidae.